AUGGUGACGUGCUUGGAAGACACCCCGGAGGCCACGUACGACCUCCGGGUGAAGGAGGACUUGGCUAAGUUCUUGCAGGACGCCAACAUCCGCCUCGUGCGCGCCGAGUGCUCCAUCCCACUUGUGGCAUGUGACGACCUUUGGAUGGCACCACUGGAAGUUCUGGGCUCCAAGGUACAGCUCAGGUGCAUGGACAUGGAGUUGACAUGCGACGUCAGAGGCGAGGAGGCCCCAGCCUUGGUAACCCACGCGGAGCUCAGCGAGUGGGCAGCGGGGCGCAAAGACGCCCUGAUUUGCUCCGUGUCGCAUGCCUGGGAGACUAGGGAACACCCAGAUCCAUGCAGAUUCCAACUGCGGCAGCUGGUGAAUUGUGUUUCUCUGUAUGAUGCUGCCUACCAUGAUGAUGUGUGGGUCUUCUAUGAUUACGUUUCCUUGUUUCAGUUCGAGCGCCAGCGCGAAGAAGAGGAGCGAAGCUUCCGGCUGGCGAUGCAGAACAUGCAGGUGCUCUAUGCACACGAGUACAGCUUCACUUUUCGCAUCGAAAGUCUCACGCCGGACGCCGUCUGGCAAGCAGCGCUUCAGGACUCGUCGUUCAAGGUGCCGGUGUUUCAUGAAGUCAGCGGAGCAGUCCAACAGCUCCCGCUCAAGGACUUGGUGGAAAACCGCGUUCCGUAUGCAGAUCGCGGUUGGUGCAGGGGUGAAGUGCAGUGGUCCUGCGCCAGGAACAGGACUGCACAGCACCAGAGGAUCGACCCAGGUGACCAUUUAGGAACAGAUGAACUGAAGGGCAGAGUCCCGAUGUCUCCCGCUGUCUUCGAACAGCUGAUGGCAGAUGCCCGGUUUACCCACAGGUCCGAUAAGGAAGCCGUCAGCCAGCUCCAAGCGAAGAUUUUCCACGACAAAGUUUCAGCAUGUGACGAGGCAGUGCUUGAGAACCUUCCUGCUGAGGAGGUCCGGCCUUUGGCCGAGUCGUUGAAGUUUUACAAGCGGCUGAGAGCCUUGAAACUCAUCAAAGUCUUCAUCGGCAAAGAGGAGGCGAAGGCCCUGGGCGAGGCUUUAGCUUCACUGAAGACCUUGGAAGACAUCCAUAUCGAGCUUGCAGAAGGCUCUGAUGGCAGUGCUGUGGCCGAGGCUCUGGCAGAGGCUUUGAAGCGGAACAGCAGCCUCACCACUAUUGACCUCAGCUUCAGUGCCAUCGGUGAUGCUGGUGCCAAGGCACUGACAGAGGCUUUGAAGCAGAACAGCAGCCUUACUACGAUCGACCUCAGUGAAAAUUUCAUCAUUGAUGGUGGUACCAAGGCUGCCGUGCUUUCGAGGCCCUCGCUUGCGUUCAUGUGGCCUGCCUGCUCUGCCCACCAGGCACUGGCAGAGGAUUUGAAGCAGAACAGCAGCCUUACUACGAUCGACCUCAGCGACAAUUUCAUCGUUGCACUGGCAGAGGCUUUGAAGCAGAACAGCAGCCUCACUACGAUUCAGCUCAGAGCGACUGGCAUCGGUGAUGAUGGUGCCAAG
Symbiodinium necroappetens is the source of this 1512-nucleotide messenger RNA. NCBI's taxonomy places the organism in Eukaryota, Dinophyceae, Suessiales, Symbiodiniaceae. The record is from the annotation of a GenBank genome assembly.